GCUAGGACGUCAACUCAGCUUUGGAAUAGCGAGCUGGCAGCCCAUGCGACCUUCUCAAAAUGUUUAUAACUCCUGCUCAUUCUAUUCCAACUCGGUCUAUCAAUCAGCCAAAAAAGCGUGACCGCAACAUGCAUCAUCUCCGUGAUACACUGCUCAGUCCUUCACCAAAAGGCCCACCUGAGCUCAGCAUGGCAGGCGAUACAGUUCGAGAUCAACAAGACACGCGCGAAUGCAUCGCUCAUGGCGAGCUCAAGGAGGUUCGAGGAGCAGCCUUCUAUCAUCGAACUUCGAUCGUUACGGGGCGAUACGCAAUAUCGGAGACGGAGUAGACGCCCUGGAAGACUAUCUCCACUCCCUGUGAUACAUGUAUCACCAGCUUGGUCGCCAUACAUCACACGAAACGACAGCUGACGAUCGCUUGGUCCUCGACAUCUCCGCAUACAGGGACUUGGUCCGCUGACUAGGCCUGCGCGCGGAGUUUACGGACUCGACAUAGCUCGCACGGUUGAGGGCACGCUUUGGAAUGAUUUGCUAUUCCUGGUCACUGACAUGACCGACUAUUGGAUCAACAAUCGCGC
Paraphaeosphaeria sporulosa is the source of this 578-nucleotide messenger RNA. RefSeq lists its product as uncharacterized. The transcript has a single exon. NCBI's taxonomy places the organism in Eukaryota, Fungi, Ascomycota, Dothideomycetes, Pleosporales, Didymosphaeriaceae. Bases 60 to 329 code for a protein of 89 amino acids. The record is from RefSeq and is a predicted model, not a curated record.